UGAUUUGAGAAUUAUUCUUUUUUUUUUAAUCAUUCAAAUUUUGUUUGAUACUUACAGAUUUAAAGAAGAAUAAGGAUGGAGCACUGGGGAUACAUGUCAUCAAACGGUCCGUCAACAUGGGCGAAAUACUACAUAGAUAACAAUCCCGGCAUGGGGCAAAGGCAAUCACCGAUUGACAUCGUGACGUCACAGGCUCUGUAUGACUCGGAUCUAGGUGCAUUAAACACCAAGUAUAACACAGAAAGCAAGCUAUGCUUGAAGAACAAUGGACACAGUAUUAUGUGUCAAAUCAAAUCAACAUCAGAGUUGACGGGCGGGCCGUUAAAAGGCGACUACCGACUAGAACAGUUCCAUCUUCACUGGGGAUCUGAUGAUACAAAGGGCUCCGAACAUACCAUCGAUGGUAAAAAAUAUGCAGCUGAGCUACAUCUGGUUCACUGGAAUGCUUCAAAAUACAAAAGCUUUGGUGAAUCUGCCGACAAAAGUGACGGAUUGGCUGUUCUUGGUAUAAUGAUUGAAGUAGGGACAGAGAAUCAGUCAUUUAAAUCAAUUACAGACAACAUUGGAAAAGUGACGUCAAGUGAUACUGAAGGUCAAAUCGAUACAUCAUUUGAUCCCAAAAGUCUACUGCCUGGAAAUACGUCAAAAUAUUGGACGUACGAAGGGUCUUUGACUACUCCACCCCUGUAUGAAAGUGUCCAGUGGAUUGUGUUCGAAGAUCCUGUUCAAUAUUCGGCAGACCAGAUGAAAACAUUGAGGAGUUUGAAGGAUUCUGACGGAAACUGCAUGCAGGACAAUUACCGACCGCCUGUACCUGUUCCAGCUAAUGAAAGUCAGAGGAAAGUCCGCGCCUCGUUCAAAUAAAUUCAUCAUUUUUUUAUCAUUACAUAUAUUAGCAAAUAUGUAACAUGAAAUCCACUUUACGAUAACAAAUAUUAUGUAAAGACAGUGUUUUGUCUCAUAAUCUCAAAUGAACAAUGUCAUACUUAAAGAACAUAAUCAACAACAACGCUUAC
Molecule: messenger RNA, 1016 nt
Organism: Mercenaria mercenaria
Lineage: Eukaryota; Metazoa; Mollusca; Bivalvia; Venerida; Veneridae
Product: carbonic anhydrase 2-like
Exons: 7
Coding region: 76-864 (262 amino acids)
Cellular component (GO): cytoplasm
Molecular function (GO): carbonate dehydratase activity; zinc ion binding
Source: RefSeq, a predicted model, not a curated record